AAUAACACGAGAAUGGGUGCUAACAUAAAAUUAUUAAUCCAAUCCAACACUUGAAUUCGAGAUCUAAUUCUGAUUAACCAAACCCAUCAAUUAUGAAUGAAACUUCUCUUUAGAUGAGUGAUAAUAGCGAAUUUCAUAUCAGCUUAUUUGUAAAUGGUUCAAUUUCGAGAAAAAUUACUUAAACUUAAUAAAACACUGUUUUAUACAACUAGGAACAAAAAUUUCAAACAUAACCGUACCUUUCAAUUUUACUCAUUAAUCAACUGGAGAAAGCAGCAGCAUACAUAUUCAUUACCACCCAUCGGACCCACUUUGUCCUUAGCAAAUGUGUUCUGUGUUUCUCUGCAUUCACUUGCUUGCAUAUCCAAUGCCCACCAUGUGUUUGAUGGAAUGCCUGACAGAAGAAAACUUUUCGAAAUUAGAAAUUAUUAUGAUGUUCUUGAUUUCAUUAAGUUUUCGACUACGAAGCUAGAUGUUGUAGCUGCAUUGGCAGCUCAUUGUUUAGCAGUGAAGGCUGGUGUUCUUGCUCAUUUACCUAGUGCAACUUCUCUGCUAGUUAAGUAUUCAAGAGGUGGGUGUGUUGGGUAUUCGAUGACCCUUUUCGAUGAAAUUAUGGACAAGGAUGUGGUUGUUUGGAAUGCAAUGCUUACAGGUGCUGUUGAGAAUCAUUUUUAUGUCGAUUCGAUGAAAUUGUUUGUGCAGAUGAUUGAGAAUAAUGAGUUUGAUUCCGCAACUCUUGUGAUUGUUGUUUCAGUGUUAUGUAGAAGUAAUAAGUUAAGUCAGGGUCGAGAAGUUCAUGGUUUGAGUGUUAAGGCAGGGAUGAUGUUGGAUACUUACUAUUGUAAUGCUCUUAUUAACAUGUAUGCAAAAUGUGGUGACUUGAGAUCUUCCGAAUCUCUCUUUGCAAAUUUGGAAUGCAGAGACGUUGUUUCUUGGAAUUCAAUGAUUAGUGGUUGUCUUAAUAAUGAUGAACCUGUGUGGUCUCUGUUGUAUUUCAAGAAGAUGUCUUGUAGUGGUGUACUUGCGGAUAAUGUGAGUCUUUCAAGUGCAGUUGCAGCGUGUACUCGUUUGGAAGAAUGGGAUGCUGGGCUUGUUUUUCACGGACUAGGAGUCAAAUUGGGGUUUGAUGGAAGUGCGCACAUUUCUGUUUCCAAUUCCCUUAUUCCAUUUUACUCAGGGUGCGGAGAGAUUAAUGCUGCUUGCAAUGUGUUCAGAAGAUUGAUAUGUAAGGAUGUGGUUACAUGGAAUGCAAUGAUCGACGGGUUUGCUUCAAAUGGACUGAUUCUUGAAGCGUUUGAUUGUCUCUCUGAAAUGCAGGUAACUGGACAUGUUCGUCCUGAUACAGUGACUAUACUUACUAUACUUCCCCUUUGUGCAGAGCUAAAUUUAUCAAAGGAAGGUAAAGCUAUUCAUGGAUUUACUUUAAAGAGAGCACUUAAAUUGGAAUUGUCCAUUAUGAACAGCUUAAUAGAUAUGUACAUGAAAUGCAACAGAGUGAAGGAAGCUGAACAAGUUUUUCGAGCUAUGCCAGAAACAGAUCUGGUCACAUGGAAUACAAUGAUAUCCGGGUAUUCCCAAAGUGGGCGUUCUGGAGAAGCCCAGGCCUUAUUUAAAGAUCUGCUGCAUUGGUGUUCUAGAUGCAGCUUGUCGACUAUGUUGGGAGUAGCUCUGUCAUGCAAUUCACCUGCAUCACUCAAUUUCGGUAGGUUGCUCCAUGGCUGGCAGAUAAAACUGGGUUUUGUAAACCAUAUGCUUGUAGUUAGUUCCCUCAUGCUCAUGUAUAUAAACUGUGGAGACUUGAUAGCGUGUUUCAUCUUGGUGUGGCGAUAUUAUGCUAUUAUGGAUACAGCUUGCUGGAAUGCUGUCAUUGUAGGUUGCACAUAGAAUUUUGACUUAUUUACGGCA
Molecule: messenger RNA, 1905 nt
Organism: Daucus carota subsp. sativus
Lineage: Eukaryota; Viridiplantae; Streptophyta; Magnoliopsida; Apiales; Apiaceae
Product: pentatricopeptide repeat-containing protein At4g19220, mitochondrial-like
Exons: 2
Coding region: 154-1884 (576 amino acids)
Biological process (GO): RNA modification
Cellular component (GO): intracellular membrane-bounded organelle
Molecular function (GO): RNA binding; protein binding
Source: RefSeq, a predicted model, not a curated record